Molecule: messenger RNA, 944 nt
Organism: Zalophus californianus (California sea lion)
Lineage: Eukaryota; Metazoa; Chordata; Mammalia; Carnivora; Otariidae
Product: receptor-binding cancer antigen expressed on SiSo cells-like
Exons: 1
Coding region: 61-657 (198 amino acids)
Cellular component (GO): secretory granule
Source: RefSeq, a predicted model, not a curated record
GCAGCUCGGAGCCUCCGCCGGGCGGGCGGGGAGGGGGAGGGGCAGGUUUUGAUUUCGACCAUGGCUAUCACACAGUUUCGGUUAUUUAAAGUUUGCACCUGCCUCGCUACAGUAUUCUCAUUCCUAAAGAGAUUAAUAUGCAGAUCUGGCAGAGGAUGGAAAUUAAGUGGAGACCAGAUAACUUUGCCAACUACAGUUGAUUAUUCAUCAGUUCCUAAACAGACCGAUGUUGAAGAGUGGACUUCCUGGGACGAAGACGCCCCGACAAGUGUAAAGAUUGAAGGAGGCAGUGGGAAUGUAGCAACACAACAAAAUGCUUUGGAACAACUGGAACCUGACUAUUUUAAUGACAUGACACCAACUAUAAGGAAAACUCAGAAAAUCAAUAUUAAGAAGAGAGAACUAUUAAAUUUUGGCAUCCCAGAUGGUAGCACGGGUUUCUCUAGUAGAUUAGCCACUACACAGGAUAUGCCUUUUAUUCAUCAAUCUCCUGAAUUAGGUGACUUAGAUACCUGGCAGGAAAAUACCAACGCGUGGGAAGAAGAAGAUGCGGCCUGGCAAGCAGAAGAAGUUCUGAGGCAGCAGAAGAUAGCAGACAGAGAAAAGAGAGCGGCAGAACAAAAAGGAAGAAAAUGGAGAAGGAGGCACAGCGGCUAAUGAAAAAGGAACAGAACGAAAUUGGCGUGAAGCUUUCAUAAUGGAUGUCCGUCACGUGUCAUAGUGCCAGUAAGAAAGAGAUGAGCUCCACGACUCAAGCAACAUUUAUAUGGAUUUAAGAAUAUUUUCAGAAUACAAACACAUUGCUUGAUUUUAAUGCAUUCAUCAGACCAUCUAGGAGACCAGGAUUCUCUCAAAGUACCUUGAGCUCUUAGUGACUGAGACUCAAAAACAAAAAAAGACCUACGAGGUAAUAUUUUUUUUCAACAUGUUCCAAAUGUAAGACA